Messenger RNA from Solanum pennellii, 1266 nucleotides. Its product is annotated as ATP-dependent Clp protease ATP-binding subunit CLPT1, chloroplastic-like. The record is from RefSeq and is a predicted model, not a curated record. The transcript is spliced from 6 exons. Bases 153 to 860 code for a protein of 235 amino acids. NCBI's taxonomy places the organism in Eukaryota, Viridiplantae, Streptophyta, Magnoliopsida, Solanales, Solanaceae.
UUCACAGCUAUAUCCACCUCAGUUGAAGCUUCUACGCUUCGUCCAUUGUUAAUCAGCACAUUUAUAACAGCUACGGAAGUAGAAAAUUCUGUGCGGAAGAGGACAAGAAUCAAAUUAAUUUCUCUACAUUUUUAGGGUUUUCUUCUACUCCAAUGGCGACUCACAGUUUUUCAUUACUUCCAAUCCAGUCUUUAACUUCCAAUUCUAGCAACAAACAAAGUGAGAAUACUAAUACUUUUUUAACCCAUAAGUAUUGUAAAGCUCUGGCUACUAGUUUUACCGGCGGGAAGCUCUUGAUUCGGCCGCAGAAUUUGAACAGUGUUACUCUCAAACGUCGUCGUUCUACAGUAGCAACGGUUGCAUUCAGCCUCCCUAUUACGAAACCAGAGGGUUAUGAGAAACAGCCCAAAUGGUCGUCAAGAGCAAUACAGGCAUUUGUAAUGGCUGAAUUAGAAGCAAGGAAGAUCAAGUACCCAAAUACUGGCACUGAAGCUCUUUUAAUGGGCAUCUUAGUUGAAGGGACCAGUUUGGCUGCCAAGUUUUUGAGAGCAAACGGUAUAACCUUUUUCAAGGUGACUGAAGAAACACUGAAGUUGCUUGGAAAAUCCGACAUGUAUUAUUCCAAUCCAGAGUCUCCUCCCCUUACUAAACCAGCUCGGAAGGCUCUUGACUGGGCAGUCAACGAGAAAUUGAAAUCAGGUGAAGAUGGGGAAAUAACUGUCACACAUAUUGUUCUUGGUAUUUGGUCAGUAAAGGAAUCAGCUGGGCAUAUAAUAAUGUCUACACUUGGUUUUGAUGACGAGAAGGCUAAAGAGCUGGCCAAAUUUAUGGACAAGGACAGUGAGCUGACCUAUAAAUAACUAGUAUUGGAUGCACAAGCAUUUGACGCAUCCUUCUAUCACAAUCUUCAGCUAGUUUCUCCUGCAGAAGAGUUUAGUAACAAAUGUUCGUGGCCUUGUAAGCAAUUUUCCCCCAUACACAAUUACCAUUUAUUUUAACCCUUUUUCAGUAGAAGACAUUUUGUUAUCUAAACGGCUGGGAAAUUAACACCAUCAAUUUCAAUUAGUAUUCCCCAAAAAUACGGUACUCUCUUUGAUCCUCCUUUUUCUUUGGUUUGGGGAACUGUUUUCUUUGAAGGUACAGAAUGGUGAUUCAGGAACAAAACUAUAACUUGAUAUUUUCGAUUUUCAUGAUGAGAUAAAAUCAAGUGAAAUUUGAUCUAGUAAUACAAGUUCCUAAAUGAAGUCUAAUAUUUUAGUUUGAACA